AUGGUGGGGGUUCCGACCCUUAGUUGGUUUUUGUUAUUGAUGAAUCCAUCCUUCUUGGAGAAGUUUGAGAAUUUCAAUUCAGACUCAUCAAUCGGGUUUUACUGCUCAUUGAUUAAAGGACUUUUUGGUGAACUUAUGGAUAUUUUGCAUAAUUUAGAAUUUGAUAUUGAUAAUGUAAGAGGUCAAGUCUAUGAUAAUGGUGCUAACUUAAAAGGAAAACAUAAAGAAGUUCAAAAUAGACUACUACAACUAAAUCUUAGAGCAUUAUACAGUCCUUGUGGGUGCCAUAAUCUUUAUCUUGCACUUUGUGAUAUGACCACUUGUUGUUCAAAAGCUAAAUAUUUCUUUGGGGUGGUGUUACUUCUAAGGGAACUAAUAUCUGCAAAAUUUAGAAGAGCAAUUGAUGUGUUGGAUUACAUUAAAAGAAUGAAUUGUUGGUCUGCAAAUACUUGGAUUAUUUAUAGAGUAUUAUUGACUAUUCCUGUCACAGGAGCCUCAGCUGGAAGAAUAUUUUCAAAGUUGAAGUUGAUUAAGUUUUAUCUUUGA
Olea europaea var. sylvestris is the source of this 546-nucleotide messenger RNA. RefSeq lists its product as uncharacterized. Bases 1 to 546 code for a protein of 181 amino acids. The transcript is spliced from 4 exons. Gene Ontology annotation, molecular function: protein dimerization activity. NCBI's taxonomy places the organism in Eukaryota, Viridiplantae, Streptophyta, Magnoliopsida, Lamiales, Oleaceae. The record is from RefSeq and is a predicted model, not a curated record.